AUGGUACAGGCAGUAUCAAUCAAACAGCUUUCAAACAUCCCAUUCGAUGAAAUUGGCAUUAUUAGAAUCACCGCCGUAAUAAGAGCUUAUCCCGCGACAACGGCGGUGACAUGGGGCAUCAAGAACGAUCGAUUUACCAACCCGUUUAAGCCAUUAACUGAUGAUUCCCGAUACUACGGUAACAGAACUAAUGACUGCUCUUAUGACUGUGAAAGUACGGAAGUUCUCAUCCUUAAUCCCCCGUCUUGCACUGACACAGGAAACAAAUAUUCAAUAUAUGCAGCAAACGAGAAAGGAAACUCAAGUGUAAAGACAACACUGAACAGAGUUACUAUCACAUGUAUUCCUCGUCGGGUGUAUUAUAGUUUCACACAUCUGAAAUGUGAAGGCGAGGAACUAGAUAUGACCGCUUCAUUUGUCUCAGUUCCCGGACCAUUUAUAACAUGGUACAAACAGCCAGACAUUAAAAAUUACGUCUAUUAUGAAGAUUUCCGAGGAAAUUGGAAUACCUCAUAUUACACAUCACGAUACCACGUUCAGAUUGUUACUUCUUCAACGUUCGGAACAUACAUGGUUGGAGCUGAGAAUAGCAAAGGUGUUUCAAACUUGAUGGUUCUUGUCCAAAUUAACAGGAAACCUAAUUGCACAGAGAUAAGUAGUAGUACUUCUACAACAAGUAGUACAACAAUUGCUUUAAGAAGUGACGCGUCUAACCUCAGACUAUCAUACAGGGGGAAAAUUGUGACAAGAAUUUUACUGUAUGUUGUUACAUGCAUGGUUUUAGUACAGGUAUGGUACUAGACAAUUCGGCACAAUCAGAGAACUUAGAAGGAACAAAUGAAGAAUAAUUGAUGCAUUUUGUAAAAAAUUUAGAAUGAUUUUUGUGAGUUUAAAAUUAAAUGUGUUUCGCUUUCAGAUUAAAAUUCAAUACACGUCACAAUCAUAGAUGAACAUUGAAUGAAAGUAAAGAAAUUACCAAAUGGUCAACGAGUACCUAUAAUAGUAAUAAAAAAAUUUCCCAUUCAUCACUUGAAUUUUUGAACUUGAGAAAUCAUAUUUUAAUUCGUAAAAGAUAUAAUUCUUAUAUUAAAAAAAAAUUUCAAAAGGCCCAAGCUUUUUAUAUUUUCCUACGCCUUUAAAUGAUGUCACAGCUUAAUUCUUAACUUCAUUGACUAGUUUAAAUACUUUUAAGUCAUACUUCACAAUUACAGAAUUUUAGUAAUAUUCAUCUCAGUUUCAUAGAUAUUAAUGCAAAUAUCGUCUUAAUCUAUAAUAAGUCACCUGACAUAACUUCUUCCUUAUGUGAAAUAGAAUAAUACCAUCUAUACUACUAUAUUAAAAAAAUAUAAUCGAAUUUUUUGGGCUUUGAUAGAGUGCUGUCUUUUGUCUUAUAUUUCUUAAACAUCAUUGAUACUUAAAGAUUACCAAUUUGUUUUUAUUUUUUCUCAGUCAAGCUUUGCUUAUU
This is a messenger RNA of Magallana angulata, 1465 nucleotides long. RefSeq lists its product as uncharacterized. NCBI's taxonomy places the organism in Eukaryota, Metazoa, Mollusca, Bivalvia, Ostreida, Ostreidae. Bases 1 to 801 code for a protein of 266 amino acids. The record is from RefSeq and is a predicted model, not a curated record. The transcript is spliced from 5 exons.